Molecule: messenger RNA, 1004 nt
Organism: Ilyonectria robusta
Lineage: Eukaryota; Fungi; Ascomycota; Sordariomycetes; Hypocreales; Nectriaceae
Exons: 7
Coding region: 1-990 (329 amino acids)
Source: RefSeq, a predicted model, not a curated record
AUGGCGGCCGCAACCAGUUUGCAGAUUUCAGCGCCGGCGACUCCUCUGGCGACUCCUCAACCGACUGUGGUGCUUGGGGAACCAGUGGGCCUAUUCUCGCACACCGGUGGUCGCAGCGACACGGUGUUCUACCUGGCUGUGAUCUUCCCCGUCGUCUCUGUGCCUAUAAUACUAUUGCGACUGUGGGCGAGUAAAUUCAUCGUCAAGAAAUGGCAUAUCGACGAUACUCUCACUGUUAUAGCGACUAUUUUCGCCGUCUUGCAAUCAGUAGCUGUUGCUGUCGAGGCACGACUCGGUGCGGGGGAUCACAUCAUCACUAUGACGCCAGAGGGAAUAUCCCUUCUGUUAAAGAUUGGAAAAUGGGCGGGAGUUCCACUGUAUAACCUAACGACUCUAUUCAUCAAAGCCUCCGUCUUGAUGUUCUACUUGCGAUUCUUUGUCGAUGCCACGUUCCGCAUGGUCACAUACGGCGUCCUCUUUGUGGUUAUUGCCUACAGCAUGGUCAACGUCAUCGCCACCUUUGCACUAAACUGCGAAAACAAUGCCGCCUGCGACCAGCUCUUCAGAGUGUACAUAACCUGUGCAGCCGUCAACGUCGCGACGGAUUUCGCCAUCCUGCUACUUCCGUUUUGGCUUCUGCGGCCCAUGAAAGUUCCCUUUGCUCGCAAGGUUGGAAUUGCGGUUGUUCUGAUGGGCGGCGGAUUCGUCACUGGUGUGAGCAUUUACCGCCUUGUGAUUACGAUCAGGGUCGAUAGCGAGGCAGAUGUAACCUACGGAUGGGGCGAGAGUGUCAAAUGGAGUCUCAUCGAAUCCUGGUCCGGGAUUAUCUGCGCCUCAUUACCAUGUCUCAAGACUGUCUUUUCUCGAUACCUCCCCAACUUUCCUCUAUGGCGGCGACUCAGUGACGCGAGUGCGUCUCUUGCACAUCGACGACUCGCUACCAUCAGUGGUCAACCCGCGCCAGAGACCCGUGAGAUUCCGGCCGCGUAGUCUUGUCAUCAGCG